Molecule: messenger RNA, 2798 nt
Organism: Schizophyllum commune H4-8
Lineage: Eukaryota; Fungi; Basidiomycota; Agaricomycetes; Agaricales; Schizophyllaceae
Exons: 3
Coding region: 33-2798 (921 amino acids)
Source: RefSeq, a predicted model, not a curated record
ACCGUCGCCCUCAGCGCGCCGACACCCUCACCAUGGUCGCCGAUUCACCGGCGACGCUGCAGUACCAGAUCGACUGUCUACGCGAAGCCCUGUGCCAACCAGAGACCGAAGAUUCCUGGGACAAGAUCCAACGCGCAAUCGAAAGCCUCGGCAAAAUAUGCAGCGAGAACAGCGAAGAUUACCAUCAGGUCGUCACCUCUGCCGUCCGGUCGCUCUCGCGGCCGCUGACGAGCGCAAUGAUUUCCGAACGCACACGCCUCUCAGGAUCAGCAGUCGACUUUGUUGGCGCGAUCGCAACCAGUUUGGAGAGGAACUUCGAAACCCUGAUACCCAUCUUCAUUCCAGGGCUGCUGACGUUGUGCAGUCGGACCAACAAGGUCUUCGGCACGCGCGCCAGGGCAUGCAUAUCCAUCAUCAUUGAGAUGACCCAGCUGGCCUCGCUGCUGCCCUAUUUCGUGCAGGCGGGCAAAGACAAGUCGGCACUCUUGCGACAUGCAGCCGCAGAAGCCGGUCUCGCCUGCCUUAACUCCUGCAACCCGCAAGAUCUCGAGAAGGAAUCCCGGAUUAGAGACAUCGAAACCAUGGUGCGCACAACGGCAAAAGACGCCAACGCGGACGUUCGGAAAGUUGGGAAGAAGAUCUUCCAAGCAUACCAGGCCUUGAUGCCUGACAGGAUAGCUGGGUUCGCGGCUCCAUUGUCGCCGACGCUACGGAAAUACCUCGAACUACCUGCUGGUCCACAAGCGCUCCCGAAGAAGGAAUCUCGCCCUAACUUGCGAACGCUCGUCAAGUCCAAGUCUCACGCCCACCUCUCAUCUUCCGCCUCCUCCGUGCGAUCAACCAGCCCCACCCUGUCAUCCUCCGUAGGCGUGGGCCCGCGAGUUCCCGAACGACCAAUGUCGUCAAUGAGCCGCGCACCGCCCGCCCCAAGCCACGCGUACUCCAAGUUGAGGAACGAGAUGGGCCCUCCACCACUCCCACAUACCCGCUCCCAGCCAGCGCAACCGCCUCAACGACCGCAAUCGACUCUAUCGAGGUCCACAUCGGCCAUGGAACGACCCAGGUCGAUGAUGCUUCCAUCCGUUGCUGCCCUGCGAACGGUUGCCCCUUCCUCGAGCUCCGAGUUAGGCGUUGCUGUGCCCCGCGCCCGAGUUACGGGUGCCGUAAGGGUGCGACCGGAGUCCAUUCACGGCAUGCCGUCCGCGGGGACGACAACGACAACGACAGCUGGGUCCACGGUCAUGGCACGGCGCGUGCCUGCCCGCGAGCCCUCGCCAACGGAUAAGGUCAAAGACGAAAAGAAGGACAAGGGUGGCCACCUCUUCAUCCCCAAGCGGCCCAUGUCCGCCGUGGACCCCGCCAUGGCGUCGACGUCCAGUGCGCGGUCCGAUAACGGCCACCGCAUCAAGGCGCCGCCGCCACCGCCCGUUCUCGGUAAGGGCAAGGAGAAGGAGACGUCGAAGCCGCUGCCGAAGAUCACGGCGAAGCUAACGACGUCGGCGCGGGCGGUAUCCGUCACCGCCAAGGACCGCGUGGCCUCUCAGUCCAAGCCCUCCGUCUCGCGACAGGCCUCGGCGACGAUGCAGCACGGCUCGCGCUUUGCGCCCUCGCGGUCGGCGUCUGGCACGCACCCCAAGCCGAGCCCCGCGGAUGAGGAAGGCGCGCCGGCGUUCCCGGUCACGGAGCCCGAGGCCGCCCAGGCCGCCCCCACCGCGCGCCCGACGCACAAGGUGACCGCGUCGCUGACGAUCAGCAAGGAGCGGCACGCGCCGCGGACGGGCGGGCUGUCGCAGCCGACGCAGGCCCAGCUCGCGCGGCAGCGACCGCCCGUUGAGCGCAAGGUUACUGCGCCGGCGCCGAGCAAGCCUGGCUGGGGCCGUACUGGCGCGGCCCCUCCGCCGCGGGCGCGCACGGUGUCGACGACGGCGAUCUCGAAGGCUGCAGCGGAUGCGGCGGCGAAGCCAGGCCCGCGACAGCGCGUGGUGAGCAUGCGCCCGGGCGCGCCUGCGCUGGUGAAGAAGUCGUCCGUGUCGAGUCUGCGGGUGGAUGCGGCGAAGGUGCCGCUGCCGCCAUCGCCGAUGCCGGCGGAGAAGAAGAAGCGGGCGACGCCGUCGCCGGCGCCUGUUGAAGAGGAGCCGGUGUCAGUUGAGGAGGAGCAAGCCCCUGCUGAGCAGCAGGAGCAGGAGCACCUCUCGCAGGUGUUGGAAGAGGAGGAUGUGUUUGAGGAGAAGAAGGUGCUUGAGCAGGCGAAGCCGGCGCCUGAGCCCGAGCCUACCCCCGUCGCGCCGGAGCCCACGCCUGUUGCAGCGGAGGCCGUUCCCCUGCCUGAGGAGCAGGAUGUUGAGGAGGCAGGGAGCUCAGCGGCCCAGGAAGCAGCCGAAAACCCCUUCCAAGACACCACCCCGCGCAAGUCCACCCCUCCCGCCGAGCCCAGCAACAUCGCCUUCCACACCACCGCUGCUACGCCACCUACCAACGCGUCCCCCAUGGUCCCCACCAACGCCGGGCCCGCCAUCACCCUCGACUACGACCCGAACUCGCAAUACGGCCCAAACUCUCACUACAACCCCACCACCCCCGCGCGCCUGACCUCCCACAUCCACCCGGGCGAUCUCGACAAGACGCCGAUCUCGCAGCUGCUGAUGAGCAUCGAGCGCGGGUUCCACUGGACGCCGGAGCCGCCCGAGCCGCUGACGCCGGCGGAGGCGUACCGGGAUAUGCCCGUCAUGAGCGGGGCGCUUGGGCAGCCGAUUCCGAUUCAUCUGAAGAAGCAGCCGGAAGGCGGGUAUGAUGCGUAG